Molecule: messenger RNA, 366 nt
Organism: Gongylonema pulchrum
Lineage: Eukaryota; Metazoa; Nematoda; Chromadorea; Rhabditida; Gongylonematidae
Source: the annotation of a GenBank genome assembly
GAUGGCAUAUUGCAAGUCCUACGUUUUGGUGGCUAUGGUUCACAAGGAAGUGGACUUACCGGCUCGUAUCUUGACCUAGAUGUUUCCUGGACACAGUUCGUCACUGGUCGCACUCCUUUUUAUGUGCCUUCGGAUAACAACCAUGUGACGAUAAUUGGCGACGAGGAAGCCUCAACAACCACGACAUUGGACUAUAAAUAUAGUCUAUUUGCACCAAUGCCGUACCUCGGUCAUGUUGCUUACUAUGCGGUCGCAUCCGUGGAUCAAGGCUUCCAUACUCUUCGCUCUUACGGCCGAUAUACGGCUUAUGUGAGUGGCAACUUGAAUAACACCUCAUAUGGCUUCCUCUUUGCUUACAACAGUUAG